CAGGGCUGGUGAGGGAGGGGUCGAGGAAGCGGGCGGGUGAGUGGUGACCGCUGAUUGGCUGACGGACUGGCCUAUGCGUAAUGAUAUAUAAGCCGUGAGCUCACGGACGCAGCUGCAGGUUUGUGUCGCACAUGUCCGGAGUGAUUCGGCUGGAAAGCAGGAACCACCGCUGCGGGAUGAGAAAGUGAGAGACGAAAUCCGCAGAGAACUACAUACAGUCCGCGCGUUUCUGUUCCUGAAAGGCUUCGGCAGCUUGGAGACGCACUCACACCGGCAAACACACUAAAAAAAUGGAUCUUCACAAUAAAGACAUCGUCCCUGGAGAGAUUUUACCAGUGGUGAUCAUUGGUAACGGCCCGUCAGGGAUCUGUCUCUCGUACCUGUUGUCAGGUCACACCCCCUACCUGUCACCGGAGGCAUCGCACCCCAACCCUCUGCUGCACAGCAAGCUGGCGGAGCAGGCUCACCUGUCGCUGCUGGAGCAGGACCUUGAAUACUUGUGCGAAGGCUUGGAGGGGAGAUCGUCCAACCCUGUGGCUGUGCUCUUUGACUCCCUGCUGCUCCCUGACAGUGACUUCGGUUUGGAGCACACGUCUCCGUUGGAAUGGAGAUACGAGCCGGAGCGCGCCGUCCCCCACCUGGUGCUGGGGAAGGGUCCUCCUGGGGGAGCCUGGCAUGCAAUGGAGGGCUCCAUGCUGACUCUGAGCCUGGCCAACUGGAUGGAGCUGCCAGGACUUAAACUGAAGGACUGGAUACGAGACAAACGCAGAAACGUGCGGAAUGACCGAGCCACGCCUGCUGAGAUAGCGUCCUACUACCAGCACUACGUUUCCCAGAUGUCCCUGGAGCAGAGCUUCGCCUGCAGGACCACCGUCACCUCAGUAACGAGGCAGCCCGGCAACGAGGACGGGUCGCCGCCCUGCUGGAGGGUGAUGGGGCUGCAGCGCAGGGAGGGGGAGGAGCUGGCAGACGGUUCCUCUGUCUCCCAGGAGGUGCCUUUUUCCGUCUUGGCCCACAAUGUGGUGUUGGCGACGGGGACCCACGACAUCCCGGCCCGGCUCGGCGUGGAGGGCGAGGCCCUGCCCUUCGUCUACCACUCCUUCUGGGAGCUGGAGGCGGCCAUCUCCCGCGGGGAGCUGGACCAGUCCUCAGACCCGGUGCUGGUGGUGGGAGCGGGGCUCACAGCGGCCGACGCAGUGCUGGCCGCCCACCACCUCAACACGCCCGUCUGCCACGUCUUCAGACGCUCGGUCACCGACCCUGGGCUCAUCUUUAACCAGCUGCCCAAGCUGCUCUACCCAGAGUACCACAAGGUUCAUCAGAUGAUGACACAGCAGCAGCACCGACCGAGCCCCCCCCCACACGACAAUGCCCAGAACCUCCACCAGUCGUCACCUUCCUCUCUCUCUCAGCACCACUCCUACACCUCAUCUCCCUCCUCGUACCCAGGUUACCUGAGCUUCCCACUUCACAGAGUGGUGGAGUUCAGGCCGGACCGGAAGUGCGUUCUGGAGUCAGACUCUGGGGAGCGGACGGUGGUCCAGGUCUCUAAGGCACUGGUUCUGAUCGGGGCCCACCCAAACCUUUCCUUUCUGGACAACAAUGGGCGUUCUCUCGGCCUCGACCCCAGCAAACCAAUUUCUUGCCGGAGGAACCCGAUUGAGGUGGACCCGUUCACGAACAAGGUGGUUGCGGCAGGAGGACCGGGCAUGUACGCCAUGGGGCCGCUGGUUGGAGAGAACUUUGUGCGGUUCCUGAAGGGAGGAGCGUUGGCCAUCGCCAGUGACCUCGCCGUCAGAGGCCGCGAGGGAAGAGGAGCGGAGGAUGUGACUAUGGACAGACAGGUGGCCUCACAGAUACAGUAGAAGCAGAAACCUGCGUCCCAGAAUCCAGCUGAUCUUCUCUCAUCCAGACUCGAACGCACGUUUUAAAACACGCACAAACGGACUCAACAGGUCCAGCUAGAAACGCACAGCUUUAUGGAAGUGGCUCUAGUUUUUCACUUACACCCUGAGCACUGCAGGAUUUUCAGGCCAAUCCUUACUAAGAGUAAUACUACUACAGUACAUGUACAUCCAUGUCACAUACACAGCUUCUCAGUGCUGAGUUGUUAUUGAUCAACUGAAACAUUUGUUGAUUUGUCUGUGGAUUUGCCAGCUGUUAACAUCUGCUGUGACUGUGAAGGUGGAAGUAAAGUCAUGAAAAACUGAGAGAAGCAAACUUUACAGCAACAUGUUGAACGUGUGUCGAGUCUCUCACAAAGCCGCAGUCACUACAGUAACUGAACCAGUCGUGCAUCACCUCAGCCUCACUCCAGUAUUUCUGUGAGCGGACUCUGUCACAGACAGUUGUUAAUUCCUGCUUCUCUCUACAAAUAACUUCAUGUCUGUGUUUGAAUUAUUACAGUGUCUGUGAACCUCUGGUGCUGUAUUUUUGUAUGUUUUUGUGUAUGAUUUAUUAUGCAACAAGCAGCUAAACCAUGUUUCAUCAUGAAUAUUUUAUACUUUAUGAAAGAGAGAAAUAUAUAUUUUCUAAGUAAAUUCAUUUAAAUGUUUAAUUUGUAACAUAUUCACUGUGACAUUUGAUGAACAAAAGCAUAAUCUGGACUGAUUUUGAACAGGUCGUAUUCUAAUAAGGUCUUGAUUUCUAUGGUGUGUAGCCAGAGAAAUUCAAAUAACUAAUGACUGAUGAUUAUUAUUUGUAAACUUGAUUUUAGGGGGUGUCCAGUCUGAGAUCAGAUCCUUUUUCCAAGAUGUAAUAAAAAAACAUAUACAUAACCGUAUACAAUGAUCACUGAUUGGUCCGUCAUGAAAUGGCCCAUUAUAAACUUUUCUCAUAUAGAAGCAUCUAAAAUAUUAUUAGUAGAAGAUAGAUUAUUAUAGAUUAGCUAAAGAUUAAGGUGGUUGUUGAGGUCAAACAUUCAAAAUCCUGAAAAACCUGAAUCUCUUAUGUCUGAUUUGCACAGUUUUGAUUUCAACCGCCUGCAUCACUGCAACGUAAAGAUGAAGAAGCUGCAUUUGUGUAUUAAUGGCCUGCACCAGGAUGAGGAGGAGGAGGAUGGUUGCUUUAUCCCUUUUAUGACAUCAUUCACAUUUUUGCAUUAAAUUCACUUUGUUAUUGCUGCUCAACUGAUGGAUCCAGUUUGGUGUUAAUGUGAACCUCACAUUUGAUCAAACUGUGAUUAUCACAACAUAACUGUGCAUUUGUGGCAGAUUAACCAUCAUCUUUUGUGGUAGUGAAUGUGUUUAGAAUAGAAUAGAAAAGUCCCGCAAUGGAGAAAUUGCCAUGUUGCAACAGCAGAAUGUUUUUUAAUGAGUUUACAGUAGUAACAAGGGCAGAGGAUUAAACAAUUUAAAAAUAUAAAAUUAUCCAGCAUAUAAUGUAAACAUAUGGGCAGGUCACAGACUGUUAUUUAUAUAUCACUUUGAAAACACCAUUGUUUUUUAGUAUUAAAUUCAUAACAUCUACAGAUCAGUCACUAAAUUCCGUAGUGUAGAAAAGUAACAUUAAGGAUGGUCUAGUUCUCAAAACACAUUGUUUAAUAAACAGUAAAAGACCAAAAUUUAUGUUUAUGUUUCACUAAAGUGAGAAGAUGUAAUGAAAGACCAAAUAAUCAUUCAAAUUAUGGUUAAAAUGUUUUAAAUGUAUAAAACUAUUACUUGAGCAGUCGUUUGAGUCUGAUCUGGAACCAUCUGUGCCUUGUUAUUAUUGAUGAGAUUUAGUACCACACCAGAUUAAACUUCCUUCUGUGUCUGAGCCUGGCUUUGUUUGAAUGAGGUCAUUCAUAAUCAACAAUAAAGUCUUCCAUUCCUU
Molecule: messenger RNA, 3813 nt
Organism: Betta splendens (Siamese fighting fish)
Lineage: Eukaryota; Metazoa; Chordata; Actinopteri; Anabantiformes; Osphronemidae
Gene: osgn1
Product: oxidative stress induced growth inhibitor 1
Exons: 8
Coding region: 291-1865 (524 amino acids)
Source: RefSeq, a predicted model, not a curated record